CUUUGAGGUCUUGCUCAGGACUAUGUUUCCCAGAAGGCUCGGCGGUAAUUGACAGCUCUGUCAGCUAAUGGACAGAGAAGAAUUCUAGUCAUGGAAACUGAGCAGCCAAUAGCAAGAGGACAGGGGCGGUAAGUUCCGGCUGCUGGCUGUGGAAGCUGGAGUCCCCACAGCCCUGUCGCGAAAGUCGGUCGGGUUCUGGGAGGGACCGCCUCGGGGUGGCGGGCCGAGUGUGGCUCGGCGGUGGAGGCCUCCUCACUUCCUGCUCCAUCCCCGGCUGGGCCCUGGGGCGCAACAUCUUGAUUGCUGAAUAAAUGACUGAUCCAUCCAGUAAUCGACUCUGACAAUCCUCCAAAAGGAACUGAUGACCCUCAAUGAUGUGGCUGGGGACUUCUGGGAAGAGUGGGUUACCUGGACACUGCUUAGAGAAUCCUCUUCAGGGAUGCCACCCAGCACAGUUAGAAGAAUGGGCCCUCAAAGAAAUUUCUAGACCUACUGUAGUCUCCCAGCUGGAGCAGAAAGAAGAGGCAUGGGUUCUACCACUCCAAAAUGAGGCGAGGAAAAUCCUGAGGGAAAGCCAGACAGACUUUGAGCAUCAGGUGGCAAAGCUCAAUCAGGACAUUUCUGAAACAGCAGAACAAUAUGGAACAUCCUCAGAAAGGACCAAUAAGGACUCUCAUAGCCUUGGUUGGGGAGGAAACUGGGAGAGAGGCCUAGAAUUAGAAGAGCAACAUGGAAGCCUUCCAGCAGAGGGCCAGCUUGAGCCCUUUUCACAGGAGAGGGAUUUAAACAAGUUCCUGGAUGGAUAUGUAGUAGGUCAGCAGCCCAUGUGUGAAGAAUGCGGGAAAAGCUUUAACCAGAGUUCCUAUCUCAUAAGACACCUAAGAACCCAUACUGGUGAGAGGCCUUAUACAUGCAUAGAGUGUGGGAAAAGCUUCAAACAGAGCUCAGACCUUGUCACCCAUUGCAUAACACAUACAGGAGAGAAGUCUUACCAGCAAGGGUGUGAGAAAAAGUUCAGCGACAGCUCAACAGUCAUUAAACAUCAAAGAACCCACACAGGAGAGAGACCCUAUGAGUGCAGUGUGGGAAGACUUGGGCAGGGGCCACAUCUCAUAAUGCACCAACAAACCCACACAGGCGAGAAGUCCUGCAUAUGCCUGGAAUGUCACAAAAGCUUCAGUCGAAGCUCAAAUUUCAUCACCCACCAGAGGACCCACACAGGCGUGAAGCCUUACAGCUGUAAUGACUAUGGGGAGUUUAGCCGGAGCUGGGAUUUGAUUAAGCACCAACGAACCCUCAUGGGAGAAUGGGAAUGGCCCUUCCAAUGCCCAGAGAGCAGGAAGGGCUUCAGAGAGAGUUCUCAUUUUGUAGCUCACCUGAGUACUCAUUCAGGAAGGUCUUUCAGUUGUCCCGACUGCUACAAAAGCUUCAGUCAGAGGUCAAAUUUGGUCAUGCAUCAGAGAACACACUCAGGUGAGUGUGAAAAUGGAAAAGCAUUUGCUGACAGCUCCGCCCUCAUUAAGCAUCAACAAAUCCACACAGGAGAAAGACCCUACAAAUGUGGAGAGUGUGGGAAAAGCUUCGAUCAGAGCUCCCACUUUAUCACCCAUCAGCGAAUUCACUUAGGAAACAGGCUUUAUCUAUGUCCUGAGUGUGGCAAGACCUUCAAUCAGCGUUCCCAUAUCCUCACACACCAGAGAACUCACACAGGGGAAAAACCUUUCCACUGUAGUAAAUAUGACAAGAGCUUCCAUCAGAAAGCGCAUCUUUUAUGCCAUCAAAACACCCACUUGAUUUAGGAAAUAGUCUUCAGUGAGUGGUUCUGCUGCUCCCUUGCAAAUUUUCAUUGCUUCUGUCUUUGAGCACCUCACCUAGAGAAAACCUGGUCACCAGUUGCUCACUUUGGCCCCUGAUCUCUUCUCCCUCUUUAUUUUCUAUGUUAUAACAGAGAGGAUAAACUUAGAGUCCAAAUAACAGUUUAAAUACAACAGGCAUUCCUGACUUUUAGUGAAAUGUGAGUUUAAUAGUUGAUGCCAGCCAGGCAUGGUGGCUCAUGCCUGUAAUCAUAGCACUUUUGGGAGGUUGAGGCAGGUAGAUCACUUGAGGUCAGGAGUUCGAGAUCAGCCUGGUCAACAUGGCAAAACCCCAUCUCUACUAAAAAUACAAAAAUUAGCCAGAUGUGGUGGCCCAUGCCUGUAGUCCCAGCUACUCGGGAGGCUGAAGCAGGAGAAUCACUUGAACCCGGGAGGUGUAGGUUGCAGUGAGCCCAGGACUGCACCAUUGCACUCCAGCCUGGGCAACAGAGCAAGACUCCAUCUCACUCAACAACAACAAAAGAAGUUGAUGCCUACUUACUAAAUGAGAAGUGAGAGCAAUGUGGCCUGGAGAUCACAUGUAAACCACCUAGUACAGUGCCUGGAACAAUGUAGAUGCUCAGUAAAUAAAUAGUCAUAUCAUUAUUCAUGAUUAAUAUUUGAGGUCUUAGAUAAAGCCUUUAAUGCAGUACCUGGCCCUUAAAAGACACUCAAUACAAGACUGGAGACUUUUAUCAGUCUUAUUACUGAAUUAGGAAUUUAUUAGUAUAGUUCCCACACCCCAAGCUCAGAACUUAGAGAAAUUAGAUUGGCACUAGAAGGUUUAGGGUUGGAAAACACGAAUAAAAUGUUAAUGCACUUUCAGUUCAGGCUGUGCAGGCAUUAGUCACCAGAUGUCUCACUGCCAUGACAAGGCAGAACUAUCGUAGAGGAUAUCUGCAGUCUUGUGGACUAGGAGGCUGAAAGAAUUACAGAGGCUCUUUGAGCAGCAGUGUAUGAAGUAUUUUCACACAGGAGGUUUGCUGUCAUCUGACAGAAAAUACCCUACAAUGAACAAUCCAGAGGAACCUGGUAGACGACUAUAGAAUUGUGGAAGCAAAAUUGCUGAGUGUCAAAUUAUAUUACAGGGAUCCUCCCUGGCAUUUAGCUGAAGAAAGCACCUCUUGUUUUCC
Molecule: messenger RNA, 2986 nt
Organism: Callithrix jacchus (white-tufted-ear marmoset)
Lineage: Eukaryota; Metazoa; Chordata; Mammalia; Primates; Cebidae
Source: RefSeq, a predicted model, not a curated record